Messenger RNA from Chanos chanos (milkfish), 1416 nucleotides. RefSeq names its product glycine receptor, alpha 4b (gene glra4b). Gene Ontology annotation, cellular component: plasma membrane. The record is from RefSeq and is a predicted model, not a curated record. Gene Ontology annotation, molecular function: transmembrane signaling receptor activity; transmitter-gated monoatomic ion channel activity; glycine binding. The transcript is spliced from 10 exons. Bases 1 to 1416 code for a protein of 471 amino acids. NCBI's taxonomy places the organism in Eukaryota, Metazoa, Chordata, Actinopteri, Gonorynchiformes, Chanidae. Gene Ontology annotation, biological process: monoatomic ion transmembrane transport.
AUGUUACUCUCGGAAUGUAGGGAGCAGAUGAAAUCUCCCAGUAGUCGUGUGGUAAAACCCAUGUCUCCGUCAGACUUUCUGGACAAACUGAUGGGUAAAACAUCAGGAUAUGAUGCUCGCAUUAGACCUAACUUUAAAGGGCCUCCGGUGAACGUCACGUGUAACAUCUUCAUCAACAGCUUCGGCUCCAUCACCGAGACAACAAUGGAUUACCGUUUAAACGUGUUUCUAAGGCAACAGUGGAACGAUCCACGACUGGCCUAUAAAGAAUAUCCCGAUGACUCGCUUGACUUGGACCCCUCUAUGCUGGACUCUAUUUGGAAACCGGACCUGUUCUUUGCUAAUGAGAAGGGAGCGAAUUUCCACGAGGUCACUACAGACAACAAACUUCUGAGAAUAUUCCAGAACGGGAACGUGCUUUACAGUAUCAGGUUGACUCUCAUUCUGUCCUGUCCUAUGGAUCUGAAGAACUUUCCCAUGGAUAUUCAGACAUGUACUAUGCAGCUGGAGAGCUUUGGGUACACUAUGAAUGAUCUGAUAUUUCAGUGGUUAGAUGAAGGUCCAGUGCAGGUGGCUGAUGAUCUUAUGCUGCCUCAGUUUGUGCUGAAGGAAGAGAAAGACCUGGGCUACUGUACCAAACACUAUAAUACAGGUAAAUUCACAUGUAUUGAGGUGAAGUUUCACCUGGAGAGGCAGAUGGGUUAUUACCUGAUCCAGAUGUACAUUCCCAGUCUGCUGACCGUUAUCCUUUCCUGGGUUUCCUUCUGGAUUAACAUGGAUGCUGCCCCUGCCCGUGUGGGCCUUGGCAUCACUACUGUACUCACCAUGGCAACCCAGAGUUCUGGAUCCAGAGCCUCCCUGCCAAAGGUGUCUUAUGUGAAGGCGAUCGAUAUCUGGAUGGCUGUGUGUUUGCUCUUUGUCUUCGCCGCCCUGCUGGAAUACGCCGCCGUGAACUUUGUCUCCCGGCAACACAAAGAGUUCUUCAGGCUCAGGAGAAAGCUGAGGGAGGAGCAACGCAAGAGAUCUGCAGCGGGUCAGAGCGGAACGACAAAAGGCAAAACGAAAAGCAACAACCUGACGAGCAACAACCCGGCAUGCAGAACCAACCCGCGGCCCUGCAGUGCCUGUGCACGGGAGGAGGAACUGGCCCAGCAGAAUCAGGAGUAUUUUUACACUGGUUUCGGACUGGACUCAUGUUUGACCGGCGACGGUCCGCUGUCAGAGGCUGCUGCCAUGUUCGCCGGCCUUCCGCCCAGCCACACCCUUUUCGAGAUCCGUCGGCGUUUCAUAGACCGCGCCAAGCGCAUCGACACCAUCUCCCGAGCCGUCUUCCCUCUCAGCUUCCUCAUCUUCAACGUCUUCUACUGGCUCACCUACAAAGUACUGCGUAACGAGGACAUCCAUGGCCUUAUGUGA